UUUUUAAAAUGAUUUUUGUCUUUGGAACGACUGGGUGUUAAUUUUCCUGCACCUGCCAAGUGUUUGAAGGAAUGCAUGAAUGAAUUUAAUAGUUGAAUUUUUUUUCAAUAGUCUCGUUGACUGCAUAUCUUUCUUUCAAUACUGUUUUAUGGGUCCUUAUUAGUGCACUAGUACAGGUUUAACAGGGUUUUACUAUAUAUUUAUCAGCUUCUGGUUAUCAACCCAUCAGUGUUGAGAGGAAAGUGGUUGUUAGUUUUUCAUUUUAAUGACCAGGAUUGCCUUUUCGCAAACCUAAACAUAUAAUGUAGUUGUAGCAUGCUCUUUUUAUUGUCUGUGUCGCUGUAACAUGUUGAAUUUGUUUUUCAUACGCAGCCUAGUUUACCACUUCUGGACAUAUGUUCACAUUUUUUGUUGGCUAACUAAGUAUUUUAACCUUAUCCGAUCUAAUUAAUUAAGUAAAGCUCUUGCUCUGAUAUUCUGAACAUAACUUAUUCUAGUAGCGAAUACCUGUUUCAUUUGGUUUUGAAAGAUAAUAUUGGAAAUUCUUGCUUCUGAUUAAAUCGUUUUGUAUAUUUUGUUGCUUUCCUGCAUCUAUCGUGGCAAUAACAUUUUCUUGCAAGAUCAAAGCUGAUGGAUGUUGCUGAAAGGAGUAGUCAUCGUAUUCAUUUUGUAGUCUACACUCAGUGCUAUGAUGACUGAUUUUAUACAAAAUUUUCAACCCAUCGCUUUAAAUACAAUGGAAACCAUCAUACUUGCAUAUGUGUGUACGAGGAGCAGUAGGAGCAAACACUAGGAGGGUUAUGAAGACUAUAAUUAGGGACGUUCAAGAAACCAAACGAAGCACAUUUAGUUGAUGAAAUCAUAGGGUUUCAAGAAGGCUCUGUUAUCAGGUUUAUCUUGGACUAUUCAAGUUUCACAACUGAACAGUUCAAUGCAGAAAACUACUGGAAAUAUUGUAGGCCAAUUCUUAGGUGGUUUAAAUUGUUAUCUAAGAAGAUGUAUGUUUGCCAUUUUAUCUGUGGGUCCUGUGCCAAGUCAUAUUGCUUUCAUCAUGGAUGGAAAUCGAAGGUAUGCAAAGAAGAAAAACAUGGAAGAAGGUGAUGGCCACAAGGCUGGAUUUAAUGUUCUCACGUCCCUUCUUAGAUACUGCUAUGAGUUAGGAGUGAGGUAUGUAACUGUCUAUGCAUUCAGCAUUGAUAACUUCAAAAGGAAGUCUACAGAAGUUCAGUCCUUGAUGGAACUGAUGCAGAAAAAGAUUGAGGAAUUGCUUGAACAAGAAAGUCUCAUUAAUGAGUAUGGUGUUAGAUUACAUUUCAUUGGAGACAUGCAACUAUUGACAGAGCCUGUCAGGGCUGCUGUGGAGAAGGCAACGAGAGUUACUGCCCACAACAACCAGAGAGUUCUUUUGAUUUGUGUAGCGUAUACUUCUCGUCACGAGAUUGUGCAUGCUGUUCAAGAAUGUUGCAAGGAAAAAUUGAAUGAAGUUCAAACGAGAAAAAAAGUGAAAGUUACAAAUGGUGCGUUUUCAAGAAUUGAUCAGGUCCUGAAAGGAAAUGAUUUUGAUUUGCUUUCUCAAGAUUCAUGUAAAGAAUAUCCAAAUGCAACCAAAGCUUGCAGUGCUGAAGUAGAAACUGCUGCAAGGAAAGAGGGUUUGUUUGAGAAUAAUAUCGAGAAUCAUAUCGGUAACUAUACUGAAGCUGAAACGAGAUCAUGCAAUGGGCUGGUUGAAUUGACUGAAGAGAGAAAGGAUAUACAGGAUGAGGUUCCUUUUAUAAAACUUGCGGAUAUUGAGAAGAACAUGUACAUGGCAGUUGCACCUGACCCAGACAUCUUGAUCCGAUCUUCUGGAGAAGCUCGCCUCAGUAAUUUUCUACUUUGGCAGACAAGUACAUGCCCUUUAUAUGCACCAACUGCACUUUGGCCUGAAAUUGGUCUCAGACACUUGAUCUGGGCAGUAUUGAACUUUCAGAGACACUACUUUUAUUUGGAAAAGAAAAAGAAACAGUCUUAAGUGUAUCCUUACCGGCCAAAAUCCAGAAUAUGUGGCAACAGGUAAAUUAUAUCUGCACACAAUUGGAAAUUAGAGCAGCUUAGUACAUGACCCUAAACAAUGUCCUUCAAUUUAAUUUCACUAGAUUUUUAAUGUUAUUAUAAUUUGUUGAAAAGGGGGUUGUCCUUUUUUGUAAACAUAUUAAUUAACUUAUGUUUUUUUGUAGACACCCUAUAUGCUAUACCACACUCCACAUGUAUAAAUCAUAAGAAACUCAAAGAAGCGAGAAAAUAGGUUUCGUUUGUAUUGCAUGGUAUGAUGGGUAGUCACAUAAAUGUGACUAUUCCUUGUGUGGAACCAGAAAAUUCGUUUCGUUGAAAACUAUCAAAUAAAGGUAUGGUCUUUCCCCA
This is a messenger RNA of Vigna unguiculata (cowpea), 2400 nucleotides long. It is a transcript of the gene CPT1, whose product is annotated as Undecaprenyl pyrophosphate synthetase family protein. Gene Ontology annotation, cellular component: endoplasmic reticulum. Gene Ontology annotation, molecular function: ditrans,polycis-polyprenyl diphosphate synthase [(2E,6E)-farnesyl diphosphate specific] activity. Lineage: Eukaryota; Viridiplantae; Streptophyta; Magnoliopsida; Fabales; Fabaceae. Gene Ontology annotation, biological process: polyprenol biosynthetic process. The record is from RefSeq and is a predicted model, not a curated record.